GAAGAUACCUCGGAAUAAUGGAUGUGGCUAGGUUGGGCCGCUUGGUCUUUGAGCUUCUUUGCCUUGGCAGUUCCACAGGGACCAUUUGCUUCAAAUGUACUGAGAGCAGAGGGUUUAUUGGUUGCAGUCACGGACUGUAGGAGUCUGUAUACCGAUUAGGAAGGAGAAUGAAUGGCAUUACCAUGAUGCGUCUAGAUUGUCCCCAUGGAGUGACGAGAGGAUUUAAAUGCGCCUUCAUCCCUGUCCGUCAUUCUCCGUGCUGAGUGUGCGCUCACCGGACCUGGCUUGAAGUAAUCAUUGACUGCUCAAUCUAUCAAAAUGAGGAACCACAUGGCCGCAGGGUGGUUCUACUCCCCAAGUCAGAUAGGCCGGUAUAUCGUCACUCGAUUCACCAGUCUCAAGCCUCCCAGGAACAAAAUCCGCAAUCCUGUUGCCGUUCUGCAAGAACUGACCACCCACCAAUGGCUCAUGUUCCUUGUUGGCUUUUUAGGAUGGACGUGGGAUUCAUUUGACUUCUUCACCGUGUCCAUGACAGUGACUGAGAUUGCAAAAGACUUUGAUACCUCUGUCACCAGUGUUACCUGGGGCAUCACCGUUACUCUCAUGCUUCGAUCAGUCGGCGCCUUGAUCUCCGGUUUCUUUUCGGACAGAUACGGAAGAAAAUGGCCUUUCAUAAUCACACUGUCAACUUUUAUAGUCCUUGAACUUGCGUCUGGAUUCUGUCAGACUUUACCACAGUUUCUCGGUGUCCGCGCUUUGUAUGGAAUAGCAAUGGGAGGUCUGUUUGGCCCCGCCGCGGCCACCGCUCUCGAGGAUCUUCCCUACGAUGCUCGAGGCGUACUAUCCGGCUGCUUCGAGAUGGGAUACGCCAUCGGAUACCUGCUAGCAGCUGCAUUCUACAGGGCCCUGGUUCCCACCACUACCCACGGCUGGCGCAGUCUGUUCUGGUUCGGCGCUGCUCCUCCAGUCCUCAUCAUCCUCUUUCGCUGGAUGCUCCCCGAAACCAAUCACUUCCAGGUCAUGGCUGCCGAGCGCGAGGAGCGCAUCCGGCAGGCUCACGCAGGGGACGACCAUGUCCGCGCUAUGGGCCUUCGGUCGUUCCUGAAAGACGCCGGCACCGCAUUGAAAGAGAACUGGGUGCUGUUCAUCUAUCUCGUCGUCUUGAUGACGGGAUUCAACUCCUGCUCUCAUGGAAGUCAGGACUUUUAUCCUACCUUCCUGAAAGACCAGGUCGGUCUCAAACCGACUCAAGUCACGGUCAUCACGGUCGUGGGGCAGGCCGGGGCCUUCGUCGGCGCCAACUUCUUCGGCUACAUCAGUACCUUCUUUGGCCGACGCUUAACCAUGAUGGUGACCUGUGUUAUUGGCGGUGCUUUGGUUCCUGUGUACGUUCUGCCACGCGACAUGAGCUUGAUCGCCACGGUCUUCUGGCAGCAGUUCUGCGUCGGUGUGAAUCCCCCUGCGCUUCGCUCACUUCUCGUCGGACUGACGUAUCAAAUGGGAAAUCUUGCCUCGUCUGCGUCUGCUACGAUCCAGUCGACGAUCGGGUCACGGUAUCCUUUGCCCCCUACUGAAGCUAAUAAGAAGCGAUUCGAUUACGGCAAGGUUAUGGGGAUUUUCCUGGGUGCCGUCUGGGCGUAUAUGCUGUUCUUCCUCUUCUGGGGGCCUGAGAUGUCCGCGGAAGAAAGAGAAGAGGAAGCGGAGGCGGCCAAGUACCUGGAAAAACUCCGUUUUGAGGGGGUCAGUCUGGCUGAGAUUGGAGUUAUGCAGGCGAGGAAGGUCAAGGGAGCUGAAAUGCCUCUUCGGGAUAACGAUGAAGAGAAAGGUAACGAGGCCGUUACCGAGCACAUCGAGUGAGUGAUACAGAUUAUGGGGCAUGGUACUUAGUAUUUGUCUCUGUUGUCAUGAGUUUCAUGGAAAAAGGGAGGUGAACAAAGAUCAGAGUCUGCAUCAGGUAUCGAACUAAAUACAAGCAGAUACCCAUAUGUCACAUCGAAUAAUCCAUAAACUCAUUUCGUAGAUCAUAAAUACAAGGUAUCACAAGCGGCAGCACACCUCAUUGCACUGGCGAGAGCAACCA
This is a messenger RNA of Aspergillus novofumigatus IBT 16806, 2080 nucleotides long. RefSeq names its product sugar transporter family protein. Gene Ontology annotation, molecular function: secondary active monocarboxylate transmembrane transporter activity. Gene Ontology annotation, biological process: plasma membrane lactate transport. The coding region runs from base 319 to 1857 and encodes 512 amino acids. The record is from RefSeq and is a predicted model, not a curated record. NCBI's taxonomy places the organism in Eukaryota, Fungi, Ascomycota, Eurotiomycetes, Eurotiales, Aspergillaceae. The transcript has 5 exons. Gene Ontology annotation, cellular component: plasma membrane.